This is a messenger RNA of Mesorhabditis belari, 1482 nucleotides long. The record is from the annotation of a GenBank genome assembly. Lineage: Eukaryota; Metazoa; Nematoda; Chromadorea; Rhabditida; Rhabditidae.
AUGUCGAAAAGUGAUAUCUACAGCGCUGCAAUGGUCAUUGUGGUCCUUGAUAAUCGAAGACCUCCUACCAGAAACGAGAAAACAAACGAGGAGUUGCUGACUAUAAAAGAUGAAAAAUUAAAUACACUAGUCAACAAGUGUCUCCAACAAAAUCCAAAUGAUCGACCGAGUGUCCAAGAGUGCAUUGGUUUACUCGAGGAGCUUUUGAAGAAAUUUGAAAAAAAUGAAUCCUUUGAACGUCUACCGAAACGACAACUGGAAAGUCAGCCCACUGUCAAUGAUUUUCGUGAUAAAUUGGAUGCCUCAAAAGUCACCAUUGAUCGACUUCUUGAAAACUUCUUUGAUCGACUUCUUGAAAACAAACUUCAGCUAUCCAAUAGCAAUCUUGUCAGAGAAAACACUCUGCCAAAUCGAUUCAACAAACAACAACAAAGGGAUCACACUUCUCGGGAGCAAAUAAGCUUGCUGCUUGAGAGUUUACUUCUUUUCUCCAUGUGUGCCGAUAUUAAAAUUUGGCCUUUAUUCAUUGAGAUUGCAAAUCGUUGUUUGAGAAAAUUGGCUUACUUAAUCAAGAUUUUCACACGACCAUUCUAUUUGAAAGUUUUUAUGAACACGACAACUCUCGAAGAAUGGUAUUACCUUAAAGAGAUUCCAAUAAAAGGUCACAAACACCAAUGGAAACAGCACAUCUUUCUGAAGAAAGACACUUUACAGGGAAAGCUUUUGGUCGGCGCUUUGGUGGAUGAGGAAAGCCAGCUGACCGUCUUUGAUCCGAGAACCGAGAUCGAGCAGCACAAAAUGCAGUUCCUAGCUUUUGAGGUGAUUACACCCGAAUGGGUUCUUGAGCGAAUCAAAAGCUUACACUUUAAACGAGAUGCUAUUAUUCAUAUGAUGGUCCAAACAGCGCAAAGCACUCCUGUAUUCAGCGACGAAAAAUUGAGAGCUCAUCUAACGACGGGUUUCGAGGAAGAAUUUACGGAUAUUUAUCAAACCAACGACCGCAAGGAGUCAAUAUUAGCAAUGCGCGUGCGUUUUUUGACGAUCCCACGAAGUGUACUGUUAACCUAUUAUGGAUGGUCGUUAAAGGAGCUGCCGGUUUACCAGAAGUUUUACCAUAGAAUUGGUCUAUUGAACGUGAUGAACAAAAAAUCGCUGCAACCUUUGUAUCGUACGUUGAGUCUGGAAGAUUUUGAAAAAGAUAUUGAGACAAAAUUUAGCAGCACGCAUCUCGACUUUUAUGUUUGGAAUCGUGGAAAUGAGCCGAAAGUUUUCCUCUUGGAGCCCCCACGGUGUAUAAACGGAUUCAAGAAAACCGUGAAGGGUUUUACGAAAAAAUACAACUUUACCGAGGUUAAUCUAGAGAAAAACUCCCAAAAGCAGUUUACCCAAGAAACUGUUGAUUUGACAGUUUUCGAAAAGACUUUCACAGCGAGACUAAGCGCCAUCAAAGGCAACAUCAAAAAGAGUAUAACGCAUGUUAAA